UUACUGUUCCCGCUUUUCUUGGUUUGUAUUACUGGAGUACUCAGUAUUUUGUCGCUCUGUUAUAUUAAAUAUUUUGUAUCACAGAAACAUAACGCAAAAUGAGUAAAAAACCAUUUUCAAUAUCUUCUGCAGCAAAGAAACGGAAAUUUGGAGGUGAAGAUGAAGAAAAACCAAGUUCAUUUGAAGUGGAACUGGCUACUAUGGAUUAUAUAGAUGAUGACUUUCAAAAUGAAAUAUUAAUUGGAGAAGGUCCUGAACAAGAUAAUACAUUUGCCAAAUGGAGUAGAGCUCCAGCACCACCAUUGAACCCCCAAAUUGAUACAUUGGCAUUUCAACAAAUAGAAAUUGAUCAUUACAUAGGUAAACCUCUACCUGGAAUGCCAGGCAGCAAAUUAGGACCUGUACCUAUAAUGAGAAUGUUUGGCAUUACAGAACAAGGAAAUUCUGUCUGUUGCCAUGUUCAUGGCUUUUGUCCGUAUUUAUUUGUUUUAGCACCUUCUAAAUUUACAAAUUAUCACUGCAAACCAUUCAAAGAAGCUCUGAAUCAAGCAGUGAAAAAAGAUAUGAAAUCAAAUCCUAAUAAUAUCCAAGAAGCCAUUCUAGCAGUUGAAUUAGUUUAUAAACAAUCCAUGUAUGGAUACACAGGAGAGGAAAAAUUGCCGUUUUUAAAAAUUACGGUGGCAGUUCCAAGAUUAAUAGCACCUUGUAAAAGAUUACUGGAACAAGACACAGUUUAUACUGUAUUCAAUCAUCAUUAUAAAGCCUUUGAAAGUAAUAUUGAUUUUGAUAUCAGGUUUAUGGUUGACACAUCAGUAGUUGGCUGUUGUUGGAUAGAGUUGAAACCAAAAACAUGGAAAUUACGUGGUCAGCAUGGACACGUGUUGGAGCUAACUACACGAUGUCAAUUAGAAAUAGAUGUUGCAUGGGAUGCCUUUAUAGCCCAUGCACCAGAAGGAGAAUGGUCGAAAAUAGCCCCAUUUAGAAUUCUCAGUUUCGAUAUCGAAUGCGCUGGACGCGAAGGUAUCUUUCCGGAAGCGAAACAUGAUCCGGUGAUUCAAAUCGCCAAUAUGGUAAUAAAACAGGGUGAAUCGGAGCCAUUUUUAAGGAAUAUUUUUACUUUUGGUACUUGCGCGCCUAUUGUCGGCUGUCAGGUAUUGAGUUUUGAAAAGGAAAGUUUAAUGCUAGAGAAAUGGGCCGACUUUGUGCGGCAAUUAGAUCCCGACAUAUUUACAGGAUAUAACAUAAACAACUUUGACUUCCCGUAUCUGAUUAAUCGCGCACAACAUCUGAACGUUCAGAACUUCAGCUUUCUCGGCCGUAUAAAAAAUAUAAGAUCUGUCAUUAAGGAUCACGUGUUACAAAGCAAACAGCUAGGUCGUCGCGAGAACAAGUCAAUUAAUUUUGAAGGAAGAGUGCCAUUUGACUUAUUGCUGGUAUUGGUUCGAGAUUAUAAACUACGGUCUUACUCUCUAAACGCGGUAUCAUACCAUUUUCUGCAAGAACAAAAGGAGGAUGUCCAGCAUAAGGAUAUCACUGGUCUGCAAAAUGGAAAUGCGCAAACACGUCGACGUCUUGCUGUAUAUUGCUUGAAGGAUGCAUAUUUACCGCUGAGGCUACUGGACAAAUUAAUGUGCAUAAUUAUUUAUAUGGAAAUGGCAAGAGUUACAGGAGUAUCCAUUUCCAGUUUGUUAACUCGCGGACAACAGAUUAAAGUUGUUUCUCAACUUCUACGUAAGACGCGGGAGAAGGAUUACCUGAUGCCUGUGCAUCAAGGUCACGGUACUGAUGAGCAAUUCGAAGGAGGCACAGUAAUAGAACCGAAACGUGGCUACUAUAACGACCCAAUUGCUACUUUGGAUUUCAGUUCUUUGUAUCCCAGCAUUAUCAUGGCGCACAACUUAUGUUAUACGACGCUACUGACUAUCGCCAAGAAAAAGGAAUUGAAUAUUCCAGAGGACGAUGUUAACACGACCCCCAGCAAUUCGUUGUUCGUCAAGAGUUCCGUAAGAAAGGGAAUUCUUCCUGAGAUUUUGGAAAAUUUACUAGCAGCCAGGAAGAAGGCAAAAGUGGAAUUGAAGCAAGAGACAGACCCGCUGAAGCAGAAGGUACUUGAUGGUAGGCAGUACGCUUUGAAGGUUUCCGCGAAUUCCGUGUAUGGUUUUACGGGAGCGCAAAUGGGGAAAUUACCGUGCUUGGAAAUAUCCGCUGGCGUUACCGCGUACGGUCGAACUAUGAUAGAACGAACGAAGCAGGAAGUAGAGGAGCACUUUCGGAUAGAAAAUGGGUAUAAAAACGAUGCGAUAGUUAUAUAUGGCGACACUGAUUCGGUCAUGGUGAAGUUCGGCGUGGAAUCUAUAGUGGAAGCUAUGGAGCUCGGCAAAGAGGCGGCCGAUUACGUCUCGUCCAAGUUCGUCAAACCUAUAAAAUUAGAGUUCGAGAAAGUGUAUUUCCCAUACCUCCUGAUUAACAAAAAACGUUAUGCCGGCCUGUAUUUCACGAAACCCGAUAAAUAUGAUAAAAUGGACUGCAAAGGUCUCGAAACUGUGCGCAGAGAUAAUUGCCCACUGGUCGCGAACAUGAUGAACACCUGUCUGCAAAUAUUGCUCAUCGAAAGAAAUCCACAUGCCGCCUUGGAUUAUGCCAAACAAGUCAUAAGCGAUCUUCUGUGUAAUCGUAUCGAUCUCUCUCAGUUAGUCAUCACGAAGGAAUUGACAAAAACCGAUUACGCCGCGAAACAGGCGCAUGUCGAGUUAGCGACAAAGAUGAAGAAACGAGAUCCCGGAAACGCGCCAAAGCUCGGCGACAGGGUGGCGUAUGUAUUCAUAAGCGCAGCCAAAGGUGCUCCGGCGUAUCAAAAAGCAGAAGAUCCCGUUUACGCGCUGCAGAACAGCAUCCCGAUCGACACGAAUUAUUAUCUGGAGAAUCAACUGGCGAAGCCUCUAGUACGUAUCUUCGAGCCCAUCCUCGGGGAAAAAGCAGAAUCGCUUCUACUCAAAGGAGACCACACACGCACAAAAUGCAUCGCUACUUCGCAAGUCGGGGCACUUGCAGCUUUUACACGCAAGAAAGAGACCUGCUUGGGCUGUAAAGCCGUCUUACCGCCAGACAGGGAAGAUAAGGCAGUGUGUAAGCAUUGCGAACCUCAGGAGAGCGAGUUGUUUCACAACGAGUUACAGGCCCAACACAAGCUGGAGGAGAAGUUCUCUAGGCUGUGGGCGGAAUGUCAAAGGUGCCAAGGGAGUCUCCAUCAAGAAGUUAUCUGCUCAAAUUGUGACUGUCCUAUAUUCUACAUGAGGGUGAAAUCUCGAAUGGAUAUGGCUGCGAAAGUUAAACGUAUCCAAAGGUUCGGCGUUCCGGAAUGGUAAUGAAGAAAACGAACGCGUUUUGCGCAUUAGUGCGUUUGAUAACCAAUCCAUUGCUUGAUCGAGCCCUUCACCCUUUGUCGCAGAAGUUUUAAAUAUUUGGAAGGUCCUAUUUUUAAGAGCAUCCAGUCCAAGUGCUUGAUGGACUUCUGCAACACUGAGACACCCUGUCAUAUCCUGUUUGUUUGCCAGCACCACCAAAAUGGCACC
Harpegnathos saltator (Jerdon's jumping ant) is the source of this 3572-nucleotide messenger RNA. RefSeq names its product DNA polymerase delta 1, catalytic subunit (gene PolD1). The coding region runs from base 99 to 3365 and encodes 1088 amino acids. The record is from RefSeq and is a predicted model, not a curated record. Gene Ontology annotation, molecular function: nucleotide binding; 3'-5'-DNA exonuclease activity; DNA-directed DNA polymerase activity. Gene Ontology annotation, biological process: DNA-templated DNA replication; DNA replication proofreading; nucleotide-excision repair, DNA gap filling. Gene Ontology annotation, cellular component: delta DNA polymerase complex. The transcript is spliced from 14 exons. Lineage: Eukaryota; Metazoa; Arthropoda; Insecta; Hymenoptera; Formicidae.